AUGCCUUCUAUCGUUCCUGCUCGGAGUGACCCCUCGUAUGUGUUGAAUCAGAUCGUGCUCUCACCUUCGGACACAGACUAUUUGGACCAACUCAUACCUUCGAUCAGUGAAUACAGCCAUGGCAACAAGACCUCACAACUCCUACAUUCGUUAUCAGAAUUUGCCGGAGAUAGGGAGAAUGAGAUUGAGCGAAUAUGUAACGCUAGUCAUCAAGAAUUCGUAACAUCUGUCAACCAGCUAUUGCGCAUCCGUGAAGGUACUGUUAACCUCACGACUGAAAUCUUGAGCUUAAGUCAAUCCAUUCAAUCAAGUACCGAGAGACUUGUGCAGCAAAAGAAAGCCCUUGUCGACUCCCGAGGAGUCAGGCAGAAUAUUAAUGAGGCAGGCAAUGCACUUCAAGAUUGUCUUGAAGUUCUCCGCCUUGCGAAUCAGGUGCAUGACCUACUCGCCAGGAAAAAUUUCUAUGCUGCCUUGCGGGCCCUGGACGAACUGCAGAAUGUUCACCUCCGAAGUGUCACCCAAUACAAAAUUGCAGAAAUGAUCCGACGAUCAGUGCCUGCAACACAGAAGACGAUUGCCGAUGCGGUCAUGAAUGAUCUCAACACCUGGCUCUUCAGAAUUCGGGAGAUGUCGCAGUAUCUUGGAGAACUUUCCUUCUACAACACAGAUCUACGCAAGCAACGCCAACAAGAGAGGGCUGAAAGAACACCGUAUCUUUCGAAUUUCAAGCUUAAUUCCGCCAUUGAGCUAGUAUCUGAUGAACACGAGGAAUACGAUGUGCUGAACAACGAUGACUUACAGGUCGACUUUACACCACUCUUCGAGUGUCUACAUAUCCACCAAUCACUUGGUCAGAUGGACAAAUUUCGUGCAGAGUAUGCAGCUACCCGAAGGCGGCAGAAGGAGCUGCUUCUCCCUGCCUCGAUAUCUCUAGUGGAUGAAGACAUGGCAAACCUUCAUACCCUCUUGGAGGACAUGGCUGGCUUUGCGAUUGUGGAAAGGGCAACCAUGAAGAGGGCGCCCGAUUUGAGAUCCUCGAUCGAUGUCGAAGAGCUGUGGGACUCGCUAUGUCAAACAGCGAUAUCACUAAUAGGCAAAGCGCUACCCGAUGUUGACAACGCCGAACAGUUACUCAAAGUCAAGAACCUCAUCGCGCUCUUCAUCCAGACCAUGAACACUUGGAGGUUCCCUACCGCUGCGAUGAGCGGCUUUCUCCUGACCCUGUUUGAGAAAUAUGCUCAAUUACUCAAACGUAGGUUUAGCGACGAUUUUCUCGAGAUUGUAUCUACAGACGAUUAUAUGCCUAUGCCGAUACAAAAUGCCGAAGAGUUUGAGAAGGUCAUUACCGUCAGCUGGUAUUGCCCUGAGCGAGCUGUUGAUGAUACGAAGUUUCCCUGUGUUCUGCCAUUUUCGCAAAUGUACCCUCUGUGCUGCAUCGACAUCCGGAACUUCCUCAACCAGUUCUACUUCUAUGCCAACGAUGAUUUCCCGCAUCGUGAGGUUGUUGAUGAGGCUCUGAGAGUUGCUCUCGAUGAUCUUCUUUGCGAAGAAGUGUGUGGUUCGCUGGUCCAAAAACUAAGCGUCCAAUACAUUGGUCAAAUUGUGCAAAUCCUUAUCAACCUCGAACAUUUCGAAACUGCCUGCAAAGAACUAGAAAGUUUGCUCGUCAAAGCGCGGUCACCCGAAUCAAGUAUUGGGUCAGUCUCUCUCAGGGCAACGGAAAAGUUCAGAAACAACAAGAAGACAGCCGAAAAGCGUAUCUUUGAGCUUGUCAAUUCCAAGAUUGAUGAUUUGGUAGAGACGGCAGAAUAUGAUUGGGCUGGAACCACGAAGCCGAUCGAACCCAGCACAUACAUCCAGACACUCACGCAGUACCUAUCUAAUAUCAUGAAUUCAAUGCUGCUUAGUCUUCCGACCGAGAUCAAGGAACUCAUUUACUUUGACGCCAUCAGUCAUGCAGCCAAAGCAAUUUUAGCCCUCCCCCUCUCCCCCACCGUUACCAAAAUCAACCCCAACGGCAUCUCCGCCCUAAGCAUCGACGUCCACUUCCUUAGCGACUUCGUCUCCUCCCUGCAAAACCCAAUCCUCCAACAGAACCUCGAUGAGCUCCAACAGACCGUCGCGCUGAUGGAGUCGGACAAUUCAGACGAGUUCUAUGAUAGUGGCUUGAGGAAUAGGAAAUAUGGACAGGUGAACCCGCUGAAUGGGCCGCUGCUGCUGGAGAAGAUCACGAAGGUUGUAGAAGCCGCGCCGCAGACUGCGGCGACCAGUGCGGCGGAGAGGCUAAAGGGGUUCGGGACUAGAUUUGGGAUGAGGUAG
Messenger RNA from Endocarpon pusillum Z07020, 2319 nucleotides. RefSeq lists its product as uncharacterized. The record is from RefSeq and is a predicted model, not a curated record. Gene Ontology annotation, cellular component: exocyst; membrane. Bases 1 to 2319 code for a protein of 772 amino acids. Gene Ontology annotation, biological process: exocytosis; intracellular protein transport; Golgi to plasma membrane transport. NCBI's taxonomy places the organism in Eukaryota, Fungi, Ascomycota, Eurotiomycetes, Verrucariales, Verrucariaceae. The transcript is spliced from 4 exons.